AAAGGACGAGCUUCGAUACCACGUUAUGUGAACUCGGUGUUCCGCUCAGUCGACAGCCGGACUUGGCCCUGAUUGGAUCCAACCACAGUAAUCUUCGCUACUAUAUUUCUCCGUUUCCGUAGAUAAUUAUCAAGACGGUUCACUUUCACUCGACAUGCUGAGGGAAACGUUGUUCGUUUUCGCGGCUCUCGUCGUCUUUCUUGUCUCCGCAACACAGGUUAAUCAGUGUAACGAUAUACCUUUCGAGGAUGAAAAUCAGGUGAAAAUAUCUGGCUGCGACUCGCCACCGUGUAAUUUAAAAAAGAAAACUCGAGUUAGCAUAGAACAAACUUUUGUAGCUGAAAAUGAUGCCAACGAAUUGUUAACAUCUGUUCAUGCUACGUUACUUGGUAUCGAUUUGCCCUUCAUAGGCGUAGAUGGUACGAAUGCGUGCGAUAAUAUUUAUGAUGUCAAUAAUAACAAAGUUGGAUGUCCUGUGAAGAAAGGUACAACGUAUAUCUACAAAACUGAUUUUCCUAUAUUGGAAAUAUAUCCAAAGGUAAAUUUAAUUGUGUACUACGCCCUACGAAAUGGAAAUGAUAUUAUUACUUGCUUCAAAGUACCAGCGAAAAUUACUGGCUAAAAUAUCUAUUUCUGUUUGUUCGUAUAUUUCUUGUUUUUAUCUUAUUUAAAGAUUUUGUAAGGACUUCUCUGGUAGAUAUUUGGAUAUUAUAUGAUACCGUUCGUUUAUAGAAAACCUAUAGCAUAAGUCGUUGAGAAGGACGAAGGUUAAAUGUUUCAAUUCGUCUUGAUGAUUCGCCUUGUCUCUUGCCUGCGAGCAUGUUUUAGGAAUAUAAAAUAUAUAUAGAUACAUGCAUAUAAAAUAUAAUAAAACUUCUGCGUAAUGUUUUCGUA
Molecule: messenger RNA, 894 nt
Organism: Vespula pensylvanica (western yellowjacket)
Lineage: Eukaryota; Metazoa; Arthropoda; Insecta; Hymenoptera; Vespidae
Gene: Npc2b
Product: NPC intracellular cholesterol transporter 2 homolog a
Exons: 3
Coding region: 155-622 (155 amino acids)
Biological process (GO): intracellular cholesterol transport
Molecular function (GO): sterol binding
Source: RefSeq, a predicted model, not a curated record